Molecule: messenger RNA, 408 nt
Organism: Mycena citricolor
Lineage: Eukaryota; Fungi; Basidiomycota; Agaricomycetes; Agaricales; Mycenaceae
Source: the annotation of a GenBank genome assembly
CGGAUAUUGUCAGUCUCGGUAUGGAGGGCAUGUAGAACAAAAUUCAGGCAGAAGAAACUCCCACUAUGAACGCUGACAUGAAUUCAUUUCUAGCUUCGGAUAAUCUCUACCCUCUGCUGGUCAUCCAAUGCAGCCGGGUCUCUGAGUUGUUCGAUCGAAGGCUAGGUGGCUUCGCAGAUCGUUAUUGAUAUUGUCUCAAAGGUUCCCGCGUGGUCUUUGAUGGUUCCUUCCCUCCUCUUGAAUUUCAGGAAGAAUCUGAGAAGAUUGAGUUGAAAAGGGCAAUCACAUCACAAAAGCUGUGACAAAAUUAGUGUAGCGGGGGUUUCCGAGUCUGCCUUGCGGGACGAAAUUGUCACCUGCCGCAGACGUGGGCGACAGGCUCUACAUACCGUCACUUCUCGUAUUCGA